Messenger RNA from Sitophilus oryzae (rice weevil), 1433 nucleotides. Its product is annotated as glycosaminoglycan xylosylkinase homolog. The record is from RefSeq and is a predicted model, not a curated record. Gene Ontology annotation, cellular component: Golgi apparatus. Gene Ontology annotation, biological process: protein phosphorylation. The coding region runs from base 159 to 1394 and encodes 411 amino acids. NCBI's taxonomy places the organism in Eukaryota, Metazoa, Arthropoda, Insecta, Coleoptera, Curculionidae. Gene Ontology annotation, molecular function: phosphotransferase activity, alcohol group as acceptor. The transcript is spliced from 4 exons.
UUGUGCAGUUGUACAGUUUAAAGUUAUUCUGUGCACUUAAAGAAAUAACUUCAAAAGGAUAUUUAUGCCAUGCCUUCUCUUUUGAUUUUGAUAUUUUUUUGUUAUGUCAAAACAAAACCCAUUUCCUGAUAUGAAUAAAAAAGCAAAGAGCCUUUUAAAUGUUACGAAAGAAAUAUAUACUGUUUAUUGUCUUUCUGGUCAUUGUUAUAUUCUUUUUUACUAUUAAUUGCUUGUUAAAAUUUUUGCCUCAGACUGAUAUUGAAAUCAUACAUAAGGAAGAAGUUGCAGAUCUCAUCUACAAGGAACUCGAACACCUUCCUGAUGUUUAUAAAUAUCCACAAGCACAAGGUAAUCAUAUUUACGAAUCCAUUAGAAACAUUGGAAAUCAACAAUUUCAUGCUGGAACCUUGAGAAGUCUUUGGAAAGAAUCUAAUUCUUGGAUUUUAUCUAACACAAUAACGAACAUAUCUAGUCCUAAUUUGGGCAGGAUCUUAAAAGCACUGAGCACAGCUAGAAUUACAAGUGCAGACAUAGAUACAAGAGGGACACAGCUCAAAUUAUUAUUAACUUUAACUGGUGACCAGCAAAUUGUCUUUAAGCCUAAAUGGUAUAAUAAAGAAAAAAUUAUUGAAGGCCCUGUUUAUGCAGGCAAGGAUCGAUAUCAGUCUGAAAUAAUAGGUUUUUAUUUAUCCAUUUUACUUCAAAAACCUUUGGUGCCAAUGUCUGCAGAGAGGAUAUUAUCAUUAAAGUAUGAUAUACUACCUGUUGCCACAAAAAGACUCUUAAACACUAGUUUUGAUCGAAAUAAUAGAACUUGUAUAUAUGGAAAAUGCUUUUAUUGUAAAAAAGAAGAUCCAAUAUGUGAUGAUGAAAAUGACAAAUUAACGGGUGCUGUAAUAUUUAACAUUAAUAAAUCCUUUAAAAGUUAUAGAUCUCCAUGGCAAAGGACUUAUAAAAAAGGUAAACAAGCAGAAUGGGAGGAAAGCAAUAACUAUUGCCAGUCACUUCAAACCAAGCUAACAAAAAACCGCCUUCUAGAUUUGAUUGAUACUUCAAUAUUUGAUUUUUUAAUACAAAACGGUGACCGUCAUCAUUAUGAGAUUCUAAGUGAUAAAGUUAUAUGGGUUGACAAUGGUAAAGGUCUAGGAAACCCAUAUAUUCAGUUUAUAGAUAUUCUAGCACCAUUAUAUCAGUGCUGUAUGAUCCGAGACAAAAUGUUUAAAAGUUUACUAAAUUUAAGUGGGGGUCAAUUAUCAAGAAAAUUAAAAUUAAUGCCUCAAAUUGAUAAUUUUUUAACAAGUGAGCAUUUAAAGUCUAUGGAAGAGAGGCUUAUGUUGAUAUUUGCAGCUAUUGAAUAUUGUAAAACCAAGAUUAAGAUAAAAAGUAUUAAUUAACUAUUAAAUAUUUCCAAUAAAUUUGUUUUAAUAAUGUAU